This is a messenger RNA of Mercurialis annua (annual mercury), 3160 nucleotides long. RefSeq names its product probable methyltransferase PMT27. The coding region runs from base 1 to 2829 and encodes 942 amino acids. The record is from RefSeq and is a predicted model, not a curated record. Gene Ontology annotation, molecular function: methyltransferase activity. Gene Ontology annotation, cellular component: endosome; trans-Golgi network; cytoplasm. The transcript is spliced from 8 exons. NCBI's taxonomy places the organism in Eukaryota, Viridiplantae, Streptophyta, Magnoliopsida, Malpighiales, Euphorbiaceae.
AUGCCUCUGAGCAGGUCACGUAAUAGUAAACGUAGCUCUUCGUCUUCGUACACAUCGACCAUUACUACUAUAGCAUUUAUAGCAGUAUGUGUCAUUGGUGUGUGGAUGCUAACUUCAACCUCUGUUAUUCCACCACAAACCACCAAUCGCGCCGCCAAAGUCGCGACUUCUGCCACCAGCAACAACAAUAAUAAUGGUGUGUUAGUUGAUAAUGUGGAUGCUUCCUCAGCUACAAAUGAGGCACAGAAUAUUAUUACAAAUGAAGAGAAAAAGGAUCAACCUCCUUUUGAAGAUAAUCCUGGUGAUCUUCCUGCUGAUGCCAUUAUAAAUGCUGAUGAUCCUAAAACAAAUGCUAAUGAUCAGAAUAAGCCGGAAACUGGCGGUGGCGGAGAACAUGAGAAGGAGAAGCGCACAGAAACUCGGAAGCAGGUAUCUGAAGAAAGCACAAUGACUCAAAAUCAACAAGCUGAGCAAACUAGCAAUGAAAGUUCUGAAUCUGACAAAACAAUAAAUGAGGAAAGCAAUACUAGUCAUGAGAAAAAAUCAUCAUCAGAAUCUGGUGAAAAUUCACAAGACGACUCUAAAGAUCAACAACAAGAUAUUAAAGAGAGCAACAAAAAUUCACAGGAGACUCAAAGCCACGAAUCAAACGCAGAUCAAGAACAGCAGCAGCAAGAAACUCAAAGCAAUGAAAACAAUCAGGAACCUGAAGUGACAAAAUCAUUCGACGAACAACAACAACAACAACGACAAGAAGAUGCUGGAAUUCAGAACACUUCCCAAGAAACUCAAAAUGAGGUUUCAGAAGAAGAUCAACAACAAAGAAUGAAACAACAGCAGCAACAGCAACAACAACAACAAGAAGGAAAGAAGCAAGAUGAAAUGCAACAGCAUGAAAAACAAAAAAAGGAGCAGAAAGAGCAUCAAUUUGAAGAUGUAACAACUCCAGGAGAUAAAAAGUCUGACAAUGCAACUGACACCUUAAUGGCCCAACUCGAGAAUCCACACAGUGAGCAAGAAUCUCAAGGUGAGAGCAGUUCCUUGAACCAAGACACAAAAGCAACAGAAGAUAAACCGUCUACAGAAUCAUCCAUUUCUGAUGGGGAAACUUCUUCAGGAAUACCAAAGGAAUCAAAAGAAUCAAAGAAGUCGUGGUCAACUCAAGCAGCUGAAUCAGAGAACCAAAAGGAGAGGAGAAAAGAUGAAUCUGAUGGUAAAGAAAGCAUCUAUGGGUAUACAUGGCAUCUCUGUAAUGUCACAGCAGGUUCUGAUUAUAUACCUUGUUUGGAUAACGAGAAGGCACUAAAGCAACUAAGGACUACCGGGCACUUUGAGCAUCGAGAGAGGCAUUGCCCUGAAGAGGGACCCACAUGUUUGGUCCGACUUCCGGAGGGUUACAAAAGACCUAUCUCAUGGCCUUCAAGCCGAGAUAAGAUAUGGUAUCAUAAUGUGCCUCAUACAAAAUUAGCAGAAGUGAAGGGACACCAGAACUGGGUUAAGGUGACAGGUGAGUUCUUGACAUUCCCAGGUGGUGGCACUCAGUUCAUACAUGGAGCACUUCAUUACAUUGAGUUUCUUCAGCAGGCAGUACCUAACAUAGCAUGGGGAAAGCAUACUAGAGUUAUAUUGGAUGUGGGGUGUGGCGUUGCAAGUUUUGGUGGUUACCUAUUCGAAAAAGAUGUUCUUACAAUGUCUUUCGCACCAAAAGACGAACAUGAAGCACAAGUUCAGUUUGCUCUUGAAAGAGGAAUACCUGCUAUCUCUGCUGUCAUGGGUUCUCAGCGUCUACCUUUUCCGAGCAGGGUUUUCGAUCUCCUGCAUUGUGCACGCUGUCGAGUGCCUUGGCAUGCAGACGGUGGUCAGCUACUUUUGGAAUUGAAUCGCGUCCUACGACCUGGGGGAUAUUUUGUUUGGUCAGCCACACCUGUGUACCAAAAGCUCCAAGAAGAUGUGGAGAUAUGGCAAGCGAUGUCUGCACUGACGGUAUCCAUGUGCUGGGAGCUCAUUACAAUCAAAAAGGACAAACUCAACUCUGUCGGUGCUGCCAUCUACCGCAAACCUCUAUCCAAUGAUUGCUAUGAUCAAAGAAAGAAAAAUACUCCACCAAUGUGUAAGGGUGAUGAUGAUCCAAAUGCCGCCUGGUAUGUCCCUUUGCAGUCAUGCAUGCAUCGGGUGCCAGUUGACGAAAAUGAAAGAGGGACUAGAUGGCCAGAGGAUUGGCCGAACAGGAUACAGACCCCUCCAUACUGGAUUAACAGUUCUCAAAUGGGGAUUUACGGCAAACCAGCACCUCAGGACUUCACCACGGAUUAUGAACAUUGGAAACACGUGAUACGCUCAUCAUAUUUAAAGGGAUUAGGAAUCAGUUGGUCCAAUGUAAGAAAUGUUAUGGACAUGAGAGCUGUUUAUGGCGGGUUUGCAGCAGCUCUAAAAGACCUUAAAGUAUGGGUGUUAAAUGUAGUGAACAUCGAUUCCCCAGAUACGCUUCCUAUAAUAUACGAACGAGGUCUGUUCGGGAUAUACCAUGAUUGGUGCGAGUCAUUCAGCACUUAUCCUCGUACUUAUGACCUCCUCCAUGCUGAUCAUUUAUUCUCCAAGCUGAAGAAAAGAUGCAAACUUGCUCCUGUGAUGGCGGAGAUUGACAGGAUAGUAAGACCAGGAGGUAAAUUGGUAGUUCGUGACGAGUCAAGUACAAUAGGGGAAGUGGAAAACCUGUUGAAGUCUAUGCGAUGGGAGGUUCAUUUAACUUUUUCCAAAGACCAAGAAGGUCUGCUCAGCGCACAAAAAGGUGACUGGCGACCACAAACAUUUGCAGCUUCUUCCAAAUAAUGUAGAGAAUAGCAUCAGCUCAUCAACCGGUGGUGACUCCACUGAUUUUCAAGAAAGCCUGUAGACCAGCCAUUGUGACUUUCUGCGCAUUUUAUUCUCUUUGGCAAUGCAACAUAUAUGUAUUUUCUGUAAUGUAAAAGAAAUAGUCGACAGAUAGUGUUACAAUUGGUAAAUUGAUGGAUUUUUCUCCCAGAAGCCAGGGUGCAAACGGGCAUUAUGGAAUUCACAGCAUGUUAGCCCCACUUUUCAGUAAGAUAAAAAAAUAAUUCCCGAUGUGAAAUGUUGUGGUGUAUUAUAUGACAAAGGAUCUAGGACAAAUUCAAACUUAAAA